Drosophila suzukii is the source of this 1366-nucleotide messenger RNA. The record is from RefSeq and is a predicted model, not a curated record. NCBI's taxonomy places the organism in Eukaryota, Metazoa, Arthropoda, Insecta, Diptera, Drosophilidae.
UUAAUCAUAACAUUUUGUCGUUCAAAGUAGACUGUAUCUUGAAAAUAUACACAUUUUUUGUACUUUUUAAGCAACCGAAAAAACAAAACCUUCAACAGAACGAGCAAAAAGUGAAGACUUUUACAGCAAUGACACAGCUCGGGCUCCCAGGCCGCAAGUCCAGGGCCAAGCCCAAAAUCUUCCAACCAGAGUGUAAACCGAAUUGGUGGGGAAUCGAAAAGUGGUUCUCAGUUCCGAAAAAAGAAACUUGUUUCAAAAAAACAAAGGCGCUUAUCCAAAAAGCAGCCUAAUCAUUCUGGACAAUGUGGCUCAUCCAGUAGGCAAGCUAUUCACUUCCAAAAGUGGCUCUUCCUUGCCAAAAACUUCUAUAUCUUCGCAAUCCGAAAGAAGUAACUCAUUUCCAGAUCAAUCCGGAAAAUGCCCAUAUUGCAACAAGGCCGCUUUUCCGUCCGGAAGUUGCAAGUCAAAUCCAGAGCACAUUUAUUUUAGGCCAUCAGACUUUCUUUCAGGAAAAUUGCACGUCGUCAAAGAGCCAACAGUUUCACUUGACAAUGGUCACUCAUCCAAUGAGGAAAGAUUACCGUCCAAAACCGAGAGAUCCGAUUGUUCCGAGUUAUCGUCCUUAACCAUAGUCCCAAGUUCCCCAACCAAGGAGUAUUACUCAGCAAGGGAAAGUACUUCUGAGUCCAAAAGAACUCUGAGAAAUGAAACCUCAGCGAGAUCUUGCAGCAAGUCGUCAGAAGGGGGAAGUACAUCUGACUCCGAAAAAACUCUGAGGAAUGAAACAUCAGCAAGAUCGCUCAGCAAAUCGACAAAGGGGCUCUACUCCGCAAUGGAAAACAGUGCUGAGUCAGAAAAAACUCUGAGGAUCGAAUCCUCAGCAAGAUCGCAUAGAAAGUCGUCAGCAAGGAAAAAUACUUCAGAGUCCGAAAACGCUCUAAGGAACAAAACCUCAACAAGAUCGCGCACCAAAUCGUCAAAUGGGCUUUACUCCAAAAGCGAAGAUUACGUGGAUCUGAACGACCUUCUGGACGAGUCUAAGAACACUCGGUUCUACCGCGAAAUGGCGGGCAUCUACUUCACCAAGCGCAAAGCCGUCGAGUUCAAAGAGCGCCGUGAUAGGAGAUUUCUCGACCUUACCAAAAAGAGGUAGAUGUAUGGGGACACUGGUCUCUCCCUUUCGAUUAUUUGACAGUUUGUCGCAAUUAAUAAAGUUUGUCGCGUCGAAUGGUGGAGGGCAAAAAAUGUACAGUGCUCAGCUAGAAAAAGUUCAUGUAAGCAAAAUUCAAAUGUGGUAUAGACUAUAACAUACCCACAGCUGCGAUUUAUAUGGUACAGGAUUUAUUAAAUAAUUUUCGGCUUCUCA